UCUGUUCCUAUUAGUAUAGUCAUAAUGUAAUAUGUAUCAUAAAAUAAUAAAUCAAGGCUUCUGAACAUGACGUCAAGAUUCUCAUCUCUCUCUUCACCCUGAAAAACCCUUGCAAGCCUUGUAACAACUGGUGAACCCCGACUGAGAACAAAAACCAUCAAUUAGUGAGACCCCAGAGGAGCAAAUUGCUGCACUGGGUAAACCCCGAAUGUGUGGCAUUGAUGGUUGCUUCACAAGUGACCACAGAAGUGGAUUCUAGCCAGGAGCUGAAAAACUGAAGAUCCUGAUUUUGACAGAGUUCACAGCCAAGGCUGACCACGAAGAGAACCAGAAUUCUCAAAAGCCUCCAGGAAGAUGUUUGGAAAGAGCAGCAGCACCAUGGAGCUGGCCAGAGCAAGCUGGACUCUUUCAAAAGGUACUGUUGGCUUUUCCCUUCCUGAAGAUGCAGCCCUUCGUAGUUUGUGGCGGCUGAUAUGGGGGACGUCUCCAAUAGAGGAUGAGGUACAUUUCUCUCUUUCAGAGGAGAAUCUUAUUCCCCUCUGGCAAAAAUGGGAUGAAGAGGAUGGAAUUCUCCUGUUGGAGACAGAUUGCUGUGAGCUUUUUCGAUGGGCAAAGCUUUUUGUGUUCUUUACGGAUGCACUAUAUGCCCUGGGUGUUUUCGUAUAGGAGUGCAUAGAAUCCAUUUUCCAAUGCGCUUGGGACCUUGGUGUGGGAUUCCCCCACGUUUGCCCAGUCUUCUUCUAUGUACUCUUUUCUAUUUUGAAAUGGAGAGCAGCUGGUUUUCCCUGGAUUGCUAACUGCAAGGGACAAGCUCCAUUCCCCCCGUCUCCAGCAGGAGCAGACCUUUUGGCAGAGGAUCUGCUGUUUUCCAGCCCCCCUGAAUCGCACCAGGGGAGUGAAAUUUCACUGCAAGGCAAAGAAGUUUUCUGUCUGCGUCUUCGGAGCAUGCUCAGUUGGAGCGGUCUUCCCCCCCCCCCUUCUCUGUCUCCGGGGGUAUGGGAGUGGGCGGCACCACCCCGGCCAGCGCUGCGAGCACCAUCCCUGGCAGCCCUGCGGGCCCCGCCCGGCCAGUGCCACGAGCACCUCCCAGAUCCGCCCAGCCGCCGCCUCCCCGGGCGCUCCCGCCCGCACCUCCGCCAGCUUCCCCGCCUGCGCCUGAGGGCUCAGAAACACCGCUCCCUGCGCCUGCGCCGAUGUUGCUAAGCAACAGCGAUCCUCCGCCGCCGCCCCUCCCCGCAGCUCCGCCGUGCCAGCCCCGCCGCCUCAAACCGAGCCAGUCCCUGUUCAGGACGAUGCUGAAAAUGCCGCCGAACCCGCGGGACCCUCGGAGCAGCCUGCAGUCCCGCCGCUCCCAGCAGCAACUGUCGCGGCAACUUUUGCAACCAGCGCGAUUUCCCCCCCGAGUGUUUCGGGUUGUCCCAGGGCUGCCCCUGCAGCUGGGACAGAGAAAGAGGGCGCCAGCCGCUCCUUCCAUGGAGCAGGCACGGCCCGACAGCUGGGGGCAGGGGCAGCCCGCCUGCCUGCUUUCAAGAUCAGCAUUCUCGGCGGGCUGGGGGGUGUUUGGUCAGUUGCUGCCCCUUGGAGGUUGCCAUCUCUGCCGCCCCUCUUGCGCCCCAGCGACGAGGGGCAGAGGCAGAGGGCGCACCAGGAAGAGAUCAUGGCUUGCUUGCUGUGGGGAACAAACAUUCCUAGACCCGAGAUGAGAGUUCUUGGGGCUCCUUCUAUUCCCUCACUGCUGGCAUGCCUUGGUGAUUUAGGGGAAAAGAAGCGUCUCACCACCCGUUCUACCAUUGUGCUAGCAGCGGGGCGCAGCCUGUGGGAAUGCAGAGCCUGCUUCGUGGGUUUGGCCUGGGCUGUUGGGCCCAGAUCCCUGGGCCAUGGCCGCUGUCGGGCUUCUUGUUGUCUGUGGGGGUUGUGGUUUCCCCUACCGGUCCUGGCCCAUCUUUUGUAGGCCAGCUUUGGGGUUCCUGGUCCGUCCAUGGGCCAGGGCCCCCCAGGGCCUCUCUCGGGCUGCUCUGCUGCUGCUGCUCUUUUUGAUCACCAAAAAAAAAAAAAAAAAAAAAAAAAAAAAAAAAAAAAAAAAAAAAAAAAAAAAAUUGAAAAAUUGAAAUAGCUGGCAGCAGCUCUGAAGCAUUGAAGGGCCAAAAAUUGGCUUCAGCCCAAAGUUGUUCAAUAAAGGGAUGUGGGGCUAGGACAUUUCAGAAAUUGUCUCAAAAUUGUUUGAAAUUGUUUGAUGACUGUCAAUGGCUUUCGAUAACUGUUGAUGGACUUCUCUGCAGCAAGCCUGUUCCAGGACCAAAAAGGACUUUCACAUAUGUCCAAGAGGAACAUCUUCAGUCCAUGGACAUUUUCCUGAAACUCAGCUGCUUGGACUUGAAUUUUCUUUGCAUUGUUUUUGUAUUUUCUUAUACUGUAAGAUUGUUUUAAUGAUUUGAUAGAAUUGUAUGUUUUACAGGUGAAGAAAUUUCCUAUUCAUUCCACACCAGCAUUUAUCUUUUUAAUUUAUUAGAAUUUUAAAAAGUGAAAUGUCACAGACAUCUUUUGUGAAAAAUCCUUUCUUUAGGAUUUUUCCCCUUUCUGAGAAGCUGUGGCCUCAGCAGCAAAAUGUAAACAGUGAUUAUCUGCUGCUGUGGAAUGCAACAGGUGGAUCUGUGAUUGGUCUUGGGUGAAUGUUUGGAUUUACU
Molecule: messenger RNA, 2684 nt
Organism: Zonotrichia leucophrys gambelii
Lineage: Eukaryota; Metazoa; Chordata; Aves; Passeriformes; Passerellidae
Exons: 2
Coding region: 996-1703 (235 amino acids)
Source: RefSeq, a predicted model, not a curated record